GAGCAAGCUAGAAUUGUUCAAUUGGGUGCUCUAUUCGCCUCUCUUGGAAGAAUUGGCGCCAUGGCCUGUCCUCCCCAUGCAGAGUUGCGAACUUGCGAAGCAGCGGAAGCUUUUCCCUCCUGCAUCUGACACUGACAUUAUUAUGAAGGUUCUCUUCAGGAAGGGUGGUUCGAGCUAGUAAUAGUAUUAAUAGAACGUCCCUCUUGUGAAGCAAUCCUUGCAGGACAGCUUCGUAGAGCCGCUCAGACGUUGGGACUCGGGAGCCUCAGAAUGGAACCGCACUCGUAUGUCCGAGUUUGUGUAGCGGCUCUCGCGCUUCGGGUCCCUCUUCACGCCCGCAUAGGGGGUGGAGGACAGGUCCAUUCAGCCUCCAUUCCCGCUUAUGCAGAGCUCUGCCUCGGGAAGCUGCCUAUUCACACUGCACCUGUCCCCCUUGUGCCGCCUGGCUUAGCGGGCCCGGAUGUCAACUCCUCUGCAAUUGCUGCUACAUUCUAUCUGGAUGAGCGGAGCCUCACCUCGCUCUUUAGCUCAAAGUCAUCCGCUCUAGUUAUCACCCUAAAGAUGGCCUCACAACCGUCUUGUUGUGGGAGGGGGAGUGGGGUUGUGUUGGGACGUUUUGAGCUCCCUGUGGAUAGGGAUUGGGAGGCGAACGAGCCGUUCAUUGCACAUGGGGGUUGGGCAUCCAUAGGAAAGAGGGCCAAGAAGGGCUCUGCUGACGAUGAGAUGGAGUUGCAUGCGGUUGUGCGGAUAGAACCGGACCCGAGGUUGAUGUUUGAGUUUGAUGGGGCCACGACGCGAAGCCCGCAGAUCCUCCAGGUCAAUGGGGACAGCCAGCAGCCCCUCUUCUCCAUAAAGUUUUGCACAGACAGAGGCUCUAGACCAAGUAUGGGGACAAACGACACACUCAAUAGGACCGGCUGGGAUGCACUGCGAGCGUCGGUGCCGUUUGUAAUGGGGGGCAGCCAGGGCCGAGAGCGGAAAGGGUGGCUGGCCAUGAUUCACGAUCUGAACGGAACGCCCGUGGCUGCAGCGUCCAUGAUUACACCGUUUGUACCUUCCGCCGGUAGCGAUGCGGUGUGCAAAUCCAACCCGGGGGCCUGGUUGUUACUUCGGCCAGAGGUCGACCAAUCUGGGAACGACACCUGGCGGGCCUGGGGCAAACUAGAGGCGUGGAAGGAGAAGAAAGGGAGUAACAUCAUCCUGAGACUGUCGGUGGUGGAUGGGGACGGGAGCAGCAUGCCCGCUAGCCAGGUUGUCGUUGCUGAGGCGACCAUCAACCCGAGCAAGGGCGGCGUCUUCCGCAUCCAGGGGAAGCCUAAAGGUUCCCUCCGCAUGCCCGUUCUGUACCCUGCCAACGCGAGCGGCAAGCCGUCCCCUGCGCUGACGCUGUCGCAGGCGUGGCUGAGCCCUCAGACGGGUUUCGUGAUGAGCGCGUACAUUCGAGGGGACCGCAACAAGAGCUGCCCGACAGUCAACGUCAGCAUGCGGCAGGUCGCUACCGUUGGGGACGCCGCCAUGUUCAUGGCGCUUGCAGCUGCAGUAGACCUUUGCAUAGAGGCGUGCCUUCCUUUUCGUGGAAGUGGUUGACCCUUAAUUAGACCACUUAACUAGGGUUUGGGACCGUUACUAAGUGGUUUGUGGGCAGUCUAGCAAGGCAGCGCUAGUGGAUCAGGAUCGAAGUCCCGCUUCUCAUGGUGGGCAUCUUAGCAAGGGCCGAGCUAUUGGAUUGACAAAAACUGAUACCUGUACAAAAGUUACGUUUGUAGGAUAGACUGGAUCUUUGACGGAAAAGCCGAACGAAAAAGGUUGAGAUUACCGGCGCGGGAGGGAAUUAUCAAGUGCUUACGGACUGGACUGUGUGUUUGGGAUGGGAGUGUCGUAGGUGACACUGGGAUCCACGUAUAGACUUCAUGGAUCAUAAGAUCACAAGCUUUUUAAGGUUUUGCGUUCGGGCUACUUGUCGGAUGCAUCUCAAUGGAGCGCUAUUGUCGACCAAUA
Klebsormidium nitens is the source of this 1998-nucleotide messenger RNA. NCBI's taxonomy places the organism in Eukaryota, Viridiplantae, Streptophyta, Klebsormidiophyceae, Klebsormidiales, Klebsormidiaceae. The record is from the annotation of a GenBank genome assembly.